Acyrthosiphon pisum (pea aphid) is the source of this 742-nucleotide messenger RNA. RefSeq lists its product as uncharacterized. Bases 229 to 651 code for a protein of 140 amino acids. NCBI's taxonomy places the organism in Eukaryota, Metazoa, Arthropoda, Insecta, Hemiptera, Aphididae. The transcript has 2 exons. The record is from RefSeq and is a predicted model, not a curated record.
GAAUCGGACAAUGAUAAUAUUUUAAACAUAAAUAAUACUCUAGAAUCGAGUGAUAAUCAAAAUAACAUUAUUAUUGGUAAUUUACAUGAUCAUGAUCAGCCUACUGAUGAAAUUUCAAAUCUAUCUAUUAACUAUAGAGGUAGGUAACGGUAACAAGAAAAUGUAAUAAAUAAAUAAUUAAUUUAAUAACAUUGUUGAUGUUACAUAGAGAAUAUUGUAGAUGAUCAUAUGAUUUCAAAAAUAUUGGAAAAUGUUGUUGCUAUUCAUGCAUAUGUAAAACGACACGAUACAAGAUUAGAUAAAAUUGAAAAAUUAUUACAAGAAAACUAUAGUGGCUAUAAAUGUGAAAAGAAUAAAGUUUUUGAUGAUGAAUUUAUAAAUCUAUUUCCUAUGAAAGAUAUCGAGGCUAUUACUAGUAUUGAUGAUAAAAUAAAAACUGACCCAACAUUUGAAUCUCAAAUGAGAGCUUUCAUUAAGACUAUUGGAGGAACUGAUACAAACAAUUUUACGAAACGUGUGUUGCACAGAUUAUUUACAAAUGAGUUGUCAGCAAAAUGUUCAUGGACAGGCUUUAAAUCAAAUUUCAGAUUGGAAAAUUUAAUGUUUAUUGAGAUUAUGAAAGGUAGUUCUGUAAUUGAAUUACUUAUUUAAGAAAUAUUUUAGAAUAAAACACUCAAAUAAGAACUUACUUAAAUUAAUAAUAAAAAAAAAAUAUGUAACAAUGUAACUGAAUUGUUAAAUA